AUGGGUCCGAAGACGGAUACAAAACGACAACGCAUACAAGCAACUACCUACGACGAUGACACUUAUGACACCUACGAGUAUGACAUCUACAAGCAACAACUCCUACGAUGGACAUCUACAAGCAACGACAAGCGAAAGAAAGAUCGGCACACCAAAAAAAUACACCCUACAUAUAUAAAAAG
Molecule: messenger RNA, 182 nt
Organism: Dentiscutata heterogama
Lineage: Eukaryota; Fungi; Glomeromycota; Glomeromycetes; Diversisporales; Gigasporaceae
Source: the annotation of a GenBank genome assembly